This is a messenger RNA of Gordionus sp. m RMFG-2023, 4814 nucleotides long. RefSeq names its product phosphatidylinositol phosphatase PTPRQ-like. Gene Ontology annotation, biological process: cytokine-mediated signaling pathway. The coding region runs from base 82 to 3840 and encodes 1252 amino acids. The record is from RefSeq and is a predicted model, not a curated record. Lineage: Eukaryota; Metazoa; Nematomorpha; Gordioida; Chordodea; Parachordodidae. Gene Ontology annotation, molecular function: cytokine receptor activity; cytokine binding. Gene Ontology annotation, cellular component: external side of plasma membrane; signaling receptor complex. The transcript has 19 exons.
GAUAUAAAAAUGACAUCUUAAUGUAUAUAUGUAUUUCUUCUCUAAUAAAAAUUUGAGAUAUAUUAUAAUUUAUUGUACAAAAUGAAGAUAUUUAUUUUUAUACUAAUUAUUGGAAUAUCACAUGAAGCUUUAUUUGAUAUUGCAGAUAUAUAUCCAAAAUCCGAUAUUCACUUACAAGUUGGAAAAUCAGUAGAAAUAUCAGUUAGUUUAAAGCCAGAACAGAUAAAAAAUGGAUGUACUAUAGACAAAGUUAAAAUAUACAAUAAAGGGACAAAUUUGACUCAUUUUGCAACUAUCUACAAUUCGUCGUCACUAACCAUGAAUAUAAGUAAUGCUCAAAUUGAAGAUUCAGGCUUUUAUCAAAUGGUUUGCGACGAGUCACCCACCAAAAAAUCUUUCCUGGGAGCACGGUACAUUAAGAUUUUAAACCCUCCCACUCCGGUAUACGAUUUCGAAUGUUUCAGCCACAACUGGAUUCAAAUGGAAUGCCAUUGGAAAAUGAAUGACACUUAUGAUCAUCACGUUCUAUAUUACGCCGUUUAUCAUUAUCCCGUCAUCUCUGAAAAAAGCCGGUGCCCAUCAGACCGAGACGAAAAAUAUAGUGAAGGAAGUAAGAAGGUUAAUUGGCGGGUAGAAGCUCCCUCUCAAACCCAGGACAUCGUCAAGUAUGACAAAUCGUCUGUCAAAACGCUCACCCAAUUUUGCAGGUUUGAGAACAAGCCUUUCCAAAAUAUCCACGGACCAUCCAACGAUCAUGAAAUACGCUUUUUCCCGGAUUGGACUUAUUACUUUACCAUUAAAUCAUACAAUGAGAUCGGGUUCAUCCUUCAAAAUUUUACAGUUACACCGAAAGAUAUAGUUAAGCCUGACCCCCCAAGGGUGUCAGUGAUCGCGAAGGAGAACAGUAUAGUUAUAAAAGUUACAUCGGCGGUGAGUAUAUUUCCCGAUACUUUAGCCCUACUCUUUUGCCUCAAUCUAACGAGUCCUGCCCUUCCCACAUUUUGGAAAUUGUGGACCUUCCACUUCUCGCCUCGAAGAGAUGGCUUCUUCUACGACUUUCUACGGGCAGGUCUAAACGAGACCAAGCACUUAAGUCGGAAAGAAAAUGACUCGCAUGCAAGAUUAGAUUACACCGUUUUUGCGAAUAUCAGUGAUGGGUAUAAUGAAAUUGCUGAUCUAAUCUUUAAUGGAUCACGCAAAAUCGAUCGGGCUAACAUUUCUGUCUCUGCUUCUACAUCCAACUCUUUAUCAGGUGACAAUGUUAUCCUCACCCUCAACCACGACACUAACACGAUCGUUAUCUCCAACUUAUAUCCUUAUCUGACCUAUAAUAUUGAGAUAAAAACAAAACCCAUUCAAAAUGGUUAUUAUAGUGAUCCCAACACAUUCUCUGUACGGACACUUCAAGAUGUUCCUCAAUAUAUUCCUGAAACAUCUAUAAGUGGAUUCGAACUUACAAGAAUUUACACCGAAAACAACAAUAAAUUGACCCUUUACUGGAAGUCGGUUCCAGAAGCAUAUAGAUUCGGUUCAAAUUUUCACUACGACCUGUAUGAUUGGGAUACGUUAGUUGCGUCCAAUCUGACCAAUAAUUUUUAUUCGUUGCAACUGCAAAGAUUGGACAUUAAAGCUCACAAGUUUACCAUAACUUCGGGGAACACCAUCGGACAAGGGCCUCAUUCUGCUCCAAUUCCUUUUUGCCAAAAGGAUAUACUGCCAAACCCUCAAAACGUCAGAAUAAUUCAUUACUCACAAACAGCAUAUAGCAUAGCAUGGAAUAAUGCUAAAUCUACCAACCUCAUUGGCUCUUACACGAUAUAUUGGUGUAAAAUUCAUCAAUACAUUCCUUACACUUGUGGUCCGGACAUAAAAUGGGUCAGAUUGGAUAGGAAUGAUACUCGAAUUUUGAUGAUACUAUCGCAGCUGAUCCCAUUGAAUGAUUUCCGACAAAUUAUGACCUUUAAUCUCACUCUUGAUACCAAUUUCCUUGCGGGGGUUGCUUUCGAACCCAAACACUCCAGCUUCUCAUCUCAGGGCAUCGUGUGGGGCUUGUGCGUGCUCAAAUAUUCUCAAGAACCCAAAUCUCCGAAAUUGAAUAGCGAGAGUUGGACAGCCAUCUCUUCUCGUAUUUUAAGAGUGGAAUGGUGGAAAGAGACGUGCCAGUCCGAAGGUGGUCCCGUGGCCACCUACACGCUCUCGUAUGCACCUGAACAUUCACCAAAUCAAAUUACCGUUAUAGCGGGUAUCCCUUACGCCAAUGCCACAUUCGCCGUUUUGUCAAAUCUCACUCCUCACACCACUUACCUCAUAUGGAUGAGAUCCGUCUCGAUAGCCGGAAAAACUAGUGCAAAUACAAACAAUAUACAGGCUACUACCCUUCAAGAUGUGCCUGAAGACCCCUGUUCUAAUAUCAGAAUAGCUUUUAAAAACGAGUCAUUUAUCAAAUUUACUUGGAAUGGACCCUUAAUUAAAAAUGGAAUUAUAGUAGUUUACAGAAUUAACUUAAGCAGCCUCUCUAUCAUCGAUAUCGAAAGCGAUUAUGAUAAAAAUUUAACCAAAACUAAAUCGUUAUCCACGAUAAUAAAACGUAAAACAUCAAAUAGAAGGAUUCAAAAAUUUGAGACACCUUUCAAUUACUUCAUUUACAGAAGCUUGGAUUGGAUUGGUGAUCAGAGGUAUUUCAUCACCGUGUCUGCUUGCAACAGUGUUGGAUGCUCACCCCCUAACACUCCAUUCAUCUUUGACACCCCUAUUAAAGAACCUUCCAAGAUGGAGAUACCUCAAUACACUCUCCUCAAUCGUACGCACAUCACUCUGAAAUGGAAAACGCCCCAAUUUUCCAAUGGACCUUUAGCUCGCUUCGAUAUAUUGGUGAUGAAAGAAUUAAAAGGCGUAGUGAAUCGUUCGUUAGAUAAAGUGAUUCCAGUGUAUAUAUCGAAUAGCUCUUUAUCUUAUUUCAAUUAUAAUUUAUCGGUGGAUUGUUUUGAUACUGCGUGGCAAGUAGGUUCGGAGACGCCCUACAAAAGGAAGGACGAUCUCAAGUAUUACGUAGCCAUUCGAGCCAUCAACUAUGAUCCAUUCAACCAAGUCUACAGAACGGGACCUUUCUCUCAUUACAAAUUGAUCUCUAACGCUUGCUAUGAAAUAUAUUCGUUAGUUGGCAACGAAUCGGACAUAAUAAUUGGAAGCGGAAGCUAUAUGCGCAAAUUAUACGUGAUUGUAGGAUCUCUCAUGUGCACGAUCCUAAUACUCUUUCUCCUAUACUUUUCCAUCAAUCUAAAAAGAGAAAAGUUAUUGAUCUGGAUGAGGAAUAUGGAAUUAAAAGCAACGCUUCCUUGGGACGAAGCCGAAUUUCAAAAGUAUUACUAUUACGGAAUCACGAAUUCGAACAGUCAGGCACUUAAACAAGCUAGAACUAAUGCUCACGGGGGUGAUUCCGACCCUGAAACACUUCAAGUCAUUUCAAAUAUUGAUUUGUAUAUUAUGAAUAGUGAAAAAGAAGCGGAACAAGCCUUAAAUACAUUUUCUCCCACUCAAUCCGAAACAUUAUUUUCUCCUUCCUUCGUCCAAAUCACUCCAUUUUCUGACCAUUCGAAUAAAAGCCAACCAAAUAUUGAAAAUAUAGACGAAAAAGAAGCGGCCACAGCAACUGAAGAUUAUGUGUUUGAGAGUCAAGUUAAUGAAUCACACUUGGGUAAAGACUCUAAGCAUUAUGAAUUGAGUGAUUAUGGUUCGAUGAUUCCAUCCGUAAACAUGUCUCGUCGACCCUCCGUAGCCUACUCUCCCAUGAAAAAUAUAGAAUUCUCUCCGCAUUGUUCAUAUGGAGGAUCACUCUCUUGAUAUUAUUAAUUCGAUAAAAAAAAGUUUUAUAAAUUAGUGUUAUUAUAUCUGUCAUUUGCAAUUGCUCAAUUAUAUUAUUUAUUAAUUAUCUGUCGAUAAUCGUUUACUUUAUUCUAUAACAAAGAAAUUCGUUUUUAUUUAGUUAUAUUAUAUCUUAGAUCGCUGAUGUAUAAUAAUAUAUAUAAUAAGGCCGCGUCCUAGCUCAAUCUAAUUUUUGUUCUUAAUUCUGAAUAGGAAAGCAGCCUGGAUACCACUUUUGGGUUUUUUUAAAUUAAUUUUUUUUUUUCAUUUUGAAAUACGUAAAGGCCUACUUAUUCCUAUUUUUUUAAAUCUAAAUAUUAUUAUUCAGAACACCUAUUUCGAAUUUUAAAAAGAAAAAGAACGAGUAAAAGGAUACAGCCUAAGAGUUAAUUAAAAAUUUUUUAAUUAUUAUAAAAUAAUUAUAUAACGCUAUGGCAAUACUAAAUUUAGUCAUCAUUUAGGUGCUAUAGUUUUUAUAGAGAAUGUAAAUAUUAUAAUAUAUUCAUUUCAUAAUAAAUAUUUUUAUAUCAUAUAUAAUAAUGAAUCAGGGCAUCCACGCUUUAUUAGUGUAUCAUAAUUUUUCAUUUAUAAUAUAUUAAAAUAAAAUCAUUAUAAUAUUUAUAUUAUAUGGAAUUGAUGGACAUUUUAGUUUGAGGUCGAUUAUCUUUAUUUUUCCCAAAUGUCAUUUUUGUAUUGAAAAUGGUAGAAUUAUUAGCUUGACAAUCCAACUGUGGGCAACACUCGGGAUGCAUUGCGUCAUCUUUUCUAACGAUUUUACAUUUUGAAUUCUUGCUCAAACCUAUCAUUCCACAUCUACCAUUCAAAGUUAAAUAAAAUGUCUCAAAUUCAAAUGUAUGUUAAUUAUUAACGACAACUUAUAUUAUUAUAUAUAAAACAUUAUAUUAUAUCAUAUGUUAUUAUUAAAGGAUGUUAAAUGACAGCCAUCUAUGUUG